AUGGCGGACACCAAUAGCAGUAAUCCUCAAUCACUGGGGUUUACUGAGAAAUUAAAAUCGUGGCUGUCAUGGUCAUGGACUUAUGUGUGUGCCGUUUGGUUUGCCAUGGUUCUAACUAUGAUAUACGUCCUCCGAAGCCCUCUGAAACUGCAGGAAACGGUCACAGCAGCUUCGGUAUUUUUGAACACCCUGACGCCCAAGUUCUAUGUAGCGCUUACGGGAACAUCUUCACUUAUCUCUGGCCUUAUCCUGAUCUUUGAGUGGUGGUACUUCAGAAAGUAUGGCACAUCUUUCAUAGAGCAGGUAUCUGUGAGCCACCUUCGCCCUCUGCUGGGCGGAGUGGAGAAUAGCAGUUCCUCUGGGGGCCUCUUUUCGCCGGUCAAUGGAGAUGCCGAACUCAGACCCAGCGUGUCAGAAUGUAAAGUCUGGAGGAAUCCACUAAACCUCUUCAGGGGAGCAGAGUAUAACAGGUACACCUGGGUGACCGGUAAGGAGCCGCUGACGUACUACGACAUGAACCUGUCUGCUCAGGACCACCAGACCUUCUUCAGCGUGGACACUCAGCAACUCAGGCCAGAGGACGCAGUAAUGCAAAAAGCCUGGAGGGAGAGGAAUCCACAGGCUCGCAUCCGAGCAGCCUACCAGGCCAUCGAGCUCAACCCAGACUGUGCGGCCGCCUAUGUGCUCCUUGCCGAGGAGGAGGCCACCACAAUUACAGAGGCAGAACGACUCUUCAAACAAGCACUUAAAAGUGCAGGCCGAGACAGUAACCUGCUGGUGUACAUCAGGCGUCGGCUGGCCAUGUGUGCCCGCAAGCUGGGCCGCAUCAAAGAGGCCAUCAAGAUGAUGAGAGACCUAAUGAAAGAGUUCCCGUUGCUGGGGAUGCUAAACAUCCAUGAGAACCUUCUAGAAGCACUGCUGGAGCUGCAGGCAUACGCUGAUGUGCAAGCAGUACUCGCCAAAUAUGACGACAUCAGUUUGCCAAAGUCAGCAACGAUAUGCUACACAUCAGCACUGCUCAAAGCACGGGCAGUAUCAGAUAAGUUCUCUCCAGAGGCAGCCUCGAGACGAGGCCUCAGCACCGCCGAAAUGAACGCAGUAGAGGCCAUACACAGAGCGGUGGAGUUCAACCCACACGUACCAAAGUAUUUAUUAGAGAUGAAGAGUCUGAUCCUGCCCCCGGAGCACAUCCUGAAGAGGGGGGACAGUGAGGCCGUGGCCUACGCCUUCUUCCACCUGCAGCACUGGAAGAGGGCCGAGGGAGCCUUAAACCUGCUGCACUGCACCUGGGAGGGCACCUUCCGGAUCAUUCCCUACCCUCUAGAGAAGGGCCACCUAUUCUACCCCUACCCAGGUUGCACAGAGACAGCAGACCGGGAGCUGCUACCAUCGUUCCACGAGGUGUCUGUGUACCCCAAGAAGGAGCUGCCCUUCUUCAUCCUCUUCACGGCCGGCCUGUGCUCCUUCACCGCCAUGCUGGCCAUGCUCACACACCACUUCCCAGAGCUCAUGGGGGUCUUUGCCAAAGCCUUCUUCAGCACCCUCUUCGCACCCCUUGGCUUCUUCGCAGACAAGAUCGAGGGUUUCAUGCUGACGCGGAUCUGAAGCUCCAAAACUCUCCACGACGUACAGACUCGCACAUUACUCAUGCAGUGCACACUCCCAUAGGAACACACACACACACACAGACACACACACACACACACACACACACACACACACACACACACACACACACACACACGCACUCACACACUCUCACACACUCCAACUCCGAUUCCAUCCCCAAACAUUCCAUACAGGAAUCACAGUACACACACUGGACAACAUAAGACCUGCUGAUUAGGGCAAAGCCUCCUUCCAACAACUACUGUAUACACACACACACACACAGUCAAGACAUUUUCACAGAAACAAUAUGUUCACUUCUGUCCUUCUGUUUGCCGCGGAGCUGGGCUGCCACAUUGGCCACCUCAGGUACAGAGAGUCAGUAUCUUGUUCUUUGUGUGCGGAGAUCACGGGAUAUACUAUGAGGUUUAUGAAUUGACAUGUGAUUGCCAUGAAUAGUUUCUCACCAUGCUUUCUUAAAGAAUCCCAGUUUUUACGAAUCAUAAACACCGUCAUGCCAAACACACAACAUACUAUAAGUCACACAGCAGCAGAUUUCAUUUUUCCAUAAGAUGCUCUUGUCCGCUUUUGAUCUGCCGAUCUAAUCGCAGCCAAACAGGAGCAGACCUUGCAGCUGAUAUGCUCUCUUAUCAGACCCUAGUGCAGGCCAUCUCGUAUCUGAUCUAAACACACGCACACACACACACACACACACACACACACACACACACACCUACAAACGCACACAUUUUCUCUUCCUUGUUCACAGCUGUGGUCUGGGAUUCACCAACCCUUCUGUCCAAGCUCACAUCCAAUGCCCACGUGCAGUCACACACACACACACACACACACACACACACACACACACACACACACACACACACACACACACACACACACACACACACACGGUCUUAAGCCCCCUUGUCAUAAACCUAUGGGCCUGCUGCCUCUUCGGGCCACAUUCCAGUGCAAUGGCGUGCCUGUGCGAGACGAGCAGGGUGGUGCCGGGGUGGAGAAUCUGGGGCGGAUCCGGUGCAGGUCCGGGUUUACAGACCAGGCCCGAAUCAGAGACGUAGGAUCAUGCGAGAGAGGUUCUCAGAUAUUGGAAUCCGAACAUGCAGAAACCCAUGCUACCACUGUAUGUUCGAGUCUACUCGCACGUACACAAACACCCUCACUUCUCACUCGCACAUAUGCACACACACACACAAACACACACACACACACACACAGUCUUUCAUGCCUUCCAAUCACACACAAGAUCCGCUCAAAGGCCCCCAGCCCAAGCCCUGGCUAACACGCUCAUUCGUGAGGUCCUCCGGUGAUUUAGUGUUGGCCUGGGGAGGCUGUGUAGUGUGUACACAACCCUUCUGACCUGCUACCAGAGGGGGGUUGGCCUGGAUUGAUACUUUGGCACUCCCCAGUACUGUUGCAACCCCGAUGGGUCACACAGCAGCAGCAGCUCCGUAGAAAGCUGCUGCUACAUGCCCAUGUAGGAUCAUGGUGAGGAAUGAAUUUGUUGCAUCAAAAAUGCAAUACACUUCAUCUACUCCUCACUGUUCAAAAAAAAAAUCAGGAUGUUCAUGGCGAUGGGCAUCACUGUGUGCUUGUGUCUAUCCAUUAGAAAUGUUCCUUCCACAACUUGAGAAAAGCCGUGGUCAGAGCAUCACGCUGCUAGUGAGGCUGGAUGCUGGACUGCUGGUUCCAGUGCAGCUCAGUUUGUCACCAUGUGACUGUGAAGUCAUGUUAUCAAUGGACACCCCACCCCACCCCCAACUGAGAGAUGCUACAGAAGAAUUAUUGUCCGUGCGGCUACUAAGUCCUACCUGAUAGUCCAACACAUGCUGCCUUCAGGGAAAGCUUUGCCCAUUUUAGAGACUCCAGUUUGGUCCAUGAAAAGAUGGUAGCACCUUCUUUGAAGGGGUCUACAUCAAGGGGGUUGGCUUAACUUCAUAAGAAUGACCUGGUUUGUGUCAGAAGCAUUAAUGACACAGUAAUGUUUAUCAUGACUUGUCACAAGGUGUCAUGCAGCUUUUGGAAUGUCAUGACACCCAGACAAUGUAAACUAGACAUUCCAAAAACUGAAUGGCACAUUAUGUCAACCAUCAUAAACAUCAAUAAUUUGUCGGUAACACUUUACUUGACGCCGGCAUCAUGCGUAUGACAUAACUGUGUCAUUAACGUAUGUCAUAAACAUGUCAUAAACAUUAUGUCAAUGUCAUAAACAUUGUAUUUGUGACUUUGUCACAACCAAAUUUUACGUAAAGACAAAGACAGGCAGAACAAUGUAAACUUUUCAUGGCCAUAAAACAUUUAUGACAUUGGCAUUAUGUUUAUGACUCAUUCAUGACACUAUUAUGACACUGUUAUGGCACUGUUAUGUCAUAUGUAUGACGCCGGCGUCAAGUGAAGUGUUACCAAUUUGUCAUUAAAGUUCUUGAUAUGGGUUAUGACGUUCUUAUGAUGGUUACAUGACGACCUUAUGAAGACCCCUUCAAAUAAGUGUUACCGAAGAGCUUUUCAAUUCACAUACUUAUCUGACAUGUGUCAGUUCAGAAAGAAUGUAAAAAAAAAUCCCUUUAGAAAUGUGCCUUCCAUUCCUGGCCCUAAUUGGUCGGUUUUAUUUAUUUAUUUCCUUGUUACCAAUUGGUGAAAUGGUCAGUUAUUUAUUCCAAACGUUUCUGCAAAAGCCUUAAACCUGGCACUAUGACGAAAGCCGUUUCAAACUGAGGACAGAAGUGAAAUUAUUGUCAACGUAGCAUUAAAACAGUUUCAUAUUGAAAUGGAGGUCUGGUCUCAACUUCUCAAGUCAAAAGGAAAAUGUCUUAACAUGGGAAAUCAUCGUAAUUAUAUUGUUUGCUAAACAAGCUGACAAUAAAGUGGUGCUUUAAUAGCAA
Engraulis encrasicolus (European anchovy) is the source of this 4508-nucleotide messenger RNA. RefSeq names its product suppression of tumorigenicity 7 like (gene st7l). The transcript has 15 exons. Gene Ontology annotation, molecular function: protein binding. NCBI's taxonomy places the organism in Eukaryota, Metazoa, Chordata, Actinopteri, Clupeiformes, Engraulidae. The coding region runs from base 1 to 1605 and encodes 534 amino acids. The record is from RefSeq and is a predicted model, not a curated record.